Messenger RNA from Vombatus ursinus (common wombat), 3879 nucleotides. It is a transcript of the gene ESRP1, whose product is annotated as epithelial splicing regulatory protein 1. NCBI's taxonomy places the organism in Eukaryota, Metazoa, Chordata, Mammalia, Diprotodontia, Vombatidae. The record is from RefSeq and is a predicted model, not a curated record. Bases 312 to 2222 code for a protein of 636 amino acids. Gene Ontology annotation, molecular function: RNA binding. The transcript is spliced from 15 exons. Gene Ontology annotation, cellular component: ribonucleoprotein complex.
GCGCGCCUCCCAGGGGUGCAGCCCUUCUCUUUGCUUUUUGCAUUGACUCACGGGCAAUUAAAUACAAAAAGGGCCAAGCCUCUGAAGCUUUCCUUUCCCCACCCCACCCCCCUCCUGCCCUCGGUGUGUAGCACAGCCAGGUGUGGGGUAGAGUGGUUGCACUGCCUUUUACACCAGUGGCGGCGAGGAGGGGGGUGGUUUUUCUUCCUUUUUCUCUUUGUAAAAGGGCUUGGCAUCGGUUUUUCUUUUCGCUACUCCCUCGCCGCCUCAGCACUUCCCAGUCCCCCUUCUCCCCCUCCCCACCUAUCGUCAUGACGGCGUCUCCUGAUUACUUGGUGGUGCUUUUUGGGAUCACUGCCGGGGCCACAGGAGCCAAGCUGGGUUCGGACGAGAAGGAGCUGAUCCUGCUACUGUGGAAAGUGGUGGAUCUGGCCAACAAGAAGGUGGGACAGUUGCACGAAGUACUAGUUAAACCGGAUCACUUGGAACUGACUGAGGACUGCAAAGAAGAAACCAAGAUCGACGCAGAAAGCCUGUCCUCAGCCCCGCAGCUGGAGCAAGCCCUCAGACAGUUCAAUCAGUCCGUGAGCAACGAACUGAACAUUGGGGUAGGGACUUCCUUCUGCCUCUGUACUGAUGGCCAGCUUCAUGUCAGGCAAAUCUUGCACCCUGAAGCUUCCAAAAAGAAUGUAUUAUUGCCCGAAUGCUUCUACUCCUUUUUUGAUCUCCGGAAAGAAUUCAAGAAGUGUUGCCCUGGUUCACCUGAUAUUGACAAAUUGGAUGUUGCAGCAAUGACAGAUUGUUUGCAUCUUGAGAAAGGAGUUUCAGCCUCCCGAUAUGGAGCCUCUGAAGUUGAAGAUAUGGGGAAUGUUAUUCUAACAAUGAUUUCAGAACCAUACAAUCACAGGUUUUCAGAUCCAGAGAGAGUGAAUUACAAAUUUGAAAGUGGAACUUGCAGCAAGAUGGAACUGGUGGAUGAUAACACUAUAGUCAGGGCAAGAGGCUUGCCAUGGCAGUCAUCAGACCAAGAUAUUGCAAGAUUCUUCAAAGGCCUUAACAUUGCCAAGGGAGGUGCUGCCCUUUGUCUAAAUGCACAGGGUCGAAGAAAUGGAGAAGCACUGGUUAGGUUUGUGAGUGAGGAGCACAGAGAUCUUGCACUACAGAGGCACAAACACCACAUGGGGAAUCGGUACAUUGAGGUUUACAAAGCAACAGGUGAAGAUUUCCUUAAAAUUGCAGGUGGUACUUCCAAUGAAGUAGCACAAUUCUUGUCCAAAGAGAAUCAGGUCAUUGUCCGAAUGCGAGGACUCCCCUUCACUGCCACAGCAGAAGAAGUAUUGGCUUUCUUUGGACAGCAUUGCCCUAUUACAGGGGGGAAGGAAGGCAUCCUAUUUGUCACGUUUCCUGAUGGUAGGCCAACGGGGGAUGCUUUUGUCCUAUUUGCUUGUGAGGAGUAUGCACAGAAUGCACUGAGGAAACACAAAGACUUGCUGGGUAAAAGAUACAUUGAACUCUUCAGGAGCACGGCAGCUGAAGUUCAGCAGGUGCUGAAUCGGUUUUCUUCUACACCUCUCAUUCCACUCCCAACUCCCCCUAUCAUUCCUGUACUACCUCAGCAAUUUGUGACCCCCACCAGUGUCAGAGACUGCAUACGUCUAAGAGGGCUUCCUUAUGCUGCCACUAUUGAGGACAUAUUGGAAUUUUUGGGAGAAUUUUCCAGUGCUAUUCAAACCCAUGGAGUUCAUAUGGUAUUAAAUCACCAGGGUCGCCCAUCGGGAGAUGCCUUUAUCCAGAUGAAAUCUGCAGACAGAGCAUUUAUGGCUGCACAAAAGUGUCAUAAAAAGACUAUGAAGGACAGAUAUGUUGAAGUCUUUCAGUGUUCAGCUGAGGAGAUGAACUUUGUGUUAAUGGGGGGCACUUUAAAUCGAAAUGGCUUAUCCCCACCGCCAUGUAAGUUACCAUGUUUGUCUCCUCCCUCCUACACGUUUCCAGCCCCUGCCGCAGUGAUCCCAACGGAAGCUGCCCUUUAUCAGCCUUCUGUCCUGUUGAGUCCCCGGACACUGCAGCCCUCCACAGCCUACUACCCAGCUGGCACACAGCUUUUCAUGAACUACACAGCAUACUAUCCCAGUAUGCAGCAGAGAAUGGACUUGUACACACAAAUGACCAGGCAAGGACACUGCCCAAAGACUGGGUUUGUAUUUAAGGGCCCCAGCAGUUAGACCAUCCUCAGAAAAGAAGUGUUUGAGAGAUUUAAGGUGGGCCUGAAACCCUCAGAAACCAGAGGACUCCUGGAAACUUCAGAGAGAGUUUUACAUUCAGGCUGCAGUAUUCUCAGCAACACAAUUUGACAGGGACAAGGGGCCCUACAUUUUGGUGGAGUGAAAACUUGAGCCAAUAAAGCCAAAUCUUAUAGUUGUUUUUGCCUUUGCAAGCAGCAUAUAGCGCUCCUGGCUCUGUGCUGAUCACAGAUUGACAUUUAAAAUGUGAAUUUGAUAUCUGAGGUCCCUAUUCCCUUUAGUCAGAGACUUACAGUCUGUGAUAUCUCAAGUGUUGUCCACAUGGAACUCUUAGGAUCUUAACAGCAAAAAGAGAAACAAAACAUAAUCUACCAUCUCCAAGCAUCAGUAAUGAUUUGGAGGUCUUAUUUAAUUUUUUUGGUUUUUUUUCUACUCUUCUCUAAGAACCUUCCUACCCCUUCAUUUCCACUCCUCCCACUAAAUAAAGAAGCAAAUUAUGAAUGGAGAAAAUCAUAAGCUGAAUUUUUCCUGACCUCUUUGCCAUGCUGCCUUACAGUCCAAACACUGAAAUGAUUCUCUUCUCCCACCCUACCCGCCACCCCUGGGCUGAGGGAAUGUGUGGAGGAGCUCUAAAGAAAACACAACAACAACAACAACUAAAAGGUAGCUUCUUUGAAAAUAAGUACCCCUUAUAAAUGAUAUUGAACCAGUGGCCAAAACACUCAGAAGACCAAAAAAGUGAAUAGCUACAGUACUUGGUUCCUGUUUGACCAGGAGCUGGAUAUCAUGGCUUUAGAUGGGAUAUUUUAUACCUGUACGUUUUUCAUUACUGACUGUUUUGGACUUCAAUCAAAAACAUAUUGUAGAUUUUAAUGUUGAAAAUGUAGAAACAUCUGAAUGUUAUAUUCUAGGAAGCAAUAAAUUGUAACUGAAAUGAAUGCUUGUACAUACUAAAAUAGCCAUAAAAUGUUUGUCUUCUCUUAAACAGCUUAAUUAUUUGACAAUUAUAACUUGCUCAGACAUAGAACUAUAAUCACUGUGCUAGACUGAGACAGGAGAUUAAAAACAACACUGAUACAGUAUAUGAACAGUGCCUGAAGGGGUCAGUGGUGGUUAGCACUCUGUGUUUAACUGUGUUUAUGCUACAAAAGUGCAAUAUUAGACACUGUAGUUCAGUUAGGUAGUACAGUUGCAUCACCUAACUCCAAAGAAGAAACCAGGUUUGAGUAAACUAAUUGCACAUAUUUCAUUAAGUAACUCCUCUGCCUUUUGCUUGAAUGCAAACAUAUGUGGCUGCUAGUGGCUGCUAUUUUUACUCACUUAGCAUUAUUUUGGAUCAUCAUAUACCUUGAAUGGAGAGCCAAACAAUGCCCCUCCUCAGCCAACCACAGAUGGCCAACCUUUAACUUCAGUAGGAAGAGAAAGUUCAUAAUUUAGAUGAAAACUAGUGACUACUGGCACUUAAGAUCAGAAAAGAGAAUUCUUAAUACUUGAGAUGCCUUAAGGUACUGUCUACCCAAAGCUUUGAAAGCCUUACAAGGUAAACAGUUAAACUAACACUAAUAUGUGUAUUGAUGUGUUGUUUUUUGUAGAAUUGUUGACAUUUGAUAAUAAAACUCUCCUUCCUGACUAAUCUCAA